AUGGCGCCCCACCUCAGCAAGAGGGAGCUCGACCGCUGCUUCUCGCUCUACGCCGCUGGGAAGAUCCCGGUGGAGAUACGCGACCUCGUUAGUCGGACCCGUGAGUCCCUCGACGAGACUGGGCCCGAUUUGACGACCGCCCGCCGGGCCCUCCGGGGCGCCGCGCACAGGCGUGGCCCAGCGGAGACUCGCGGCCGCAAGCCCAAACUCACGGCCGUCAAGCUCCGCGCCUUGAACAACGCGCGGGUUCGUUUGAUUCGGGCGGCCAAGGGCGAGGCCGAGGUUCACCUCAAGGACGUGAUGACGGCCGCGCGGGUCUCCGACGUCCACAAGGGCACGGCCUCCAGGCACUUCAAGCGCCUCGGGGUCACCUGGCGCGCUCCCCGCGCGGAGCCGCUCCGCGGCUCCGCGGAGGCGGAGGAGCGCGUGGCCGCGCGUUCGGGGUGGAAGCGGCUCCCGGGCAACUAUUUCACGCACCAGGUCGAUGCCAUCAUCGACAAUAAAGUGUCCCCCAGCCCCAUGACCAAGCGGGCGAAGACGCACGCAAAGAAGAGUCGCGUUCGCGGCCACCUUCGCACCAAGGCAGAGGGGGUCCUCAAGCCUUUCACGAAGCCGAAGGGGAACCGGAACAGGGUGAACCCAGGCGCCAAGGUUCACGUGGCCGCAGCCAUCGUGAACAACAAGGUCCGCGUCUGGCACUACCUGCCCACCCUGUGGUGCGCCGACGCAGCCUGCGAUUUCUACGCGGGCGUCCUCGCUCCCGCGCUUCGCCGUUGCCGGAAGGGGCGCCGCGCCUUCCGCAUCCUGGAGGAUAACGACCCCACGGGGUACAAGAGCAAGAAGGCCGUUGACUGCAAGCGGGGUCUCAAGAUCACCCCCAUCAAGUUCCCCAAGUAUUCCCCGGACUUGAACCCCCUCGACUACUUCCUCUGGGCGGAGGUCAACCGGCGAAUGGCAGAGCAGAGCGCGCCGGCCAACGAGUCUCAGACCGCUUGCGCCUCAGGCCCGCGCGGGACACAGUCUGCGUAUCAUUGCGGCUUCAUGUCGUUUGCACGUGUGUCCAGAACAUCGUGCAACGCGUUGCCCGCGCGUCUGAUGGCGCACGUCCAGGACCGCGGGGCGAAGACCAUGCAGCGAUUCGUCCGCAGCCGAGUGCGCAAGCUGACGGCGGACCUUGAGGAGACGAAGGAGUGGGCGUCUGCCCGCGAGAACGCGGCCUUCGAGGCGGUGGACGAUUGGACGCUCGUGUGCCGCUGCGCUGAGGAGACAUGCCCCCAUGGCCCGGCGUGCUCGUACAGGUCAGCCGUGGAGACCAUCUUCUCCCGCAGCGCCGCUUCUUUCGACGUUCGGGAGCUCGCGGCGUCCCUGCGGGACAUUCUGAUGGUCGGCCCGAAGACGACGAGGGUGCCCUUCCUGGUGGGGCCGUCGAAUUCCGGGAAGAGCACGGUGGUUUACCCUUUCGACGACUUGUUCACUCCGAAACGGGUUCUGCACAAGCCUGCCUUGGGCUCCUCCUUUGGACUCCGGAACCUGGCCAGCGGCACGAAGCGGUUCAUCUUCUGGGACGACUUCCGGCCGGUUGAGUUCGCCCACGAGAAGACCGUCCCCGUCUCUUUGUUCCUGUCUCUGUUCGUCGGCCAGCGCACCGAGAUCCAGGUUUCCCAGUCCUUCAACGACGGGAACAAGGACGUAUGCUGGAACCACGGCGCCGUUUUCACGGGCAAGCUGGAGGGCCUCUGGGGGACGACGAAUAAGGUGGGUGCGGAGGACAUCCGGCACAUGCAGAACCGCGCGAGGCAUUUCCCAUUCUCCUCCGUCUUGUCGGACGGCUCUUUGCAGGACGUACUCUCGUGUGCUCCGUGCAUGACCGCGUGGAUCGUCCGGGAGGCGGCAAAGUUCGACGCCGUCGGCGUUUUCCGCCCGGCGCCCGCUGCGCCGGUCGGGGCAGACGCGGGCGUGCCGCCUGUGAGCGGCUUCGACGACCUCAUGUCCGACGCGCGCAUAUCCCGCGCGCAGGCAGACGCCUUGCUGGCGGAUGUCCGCGCGAUGGGUGCGGUUGCCGUGGACGAGGUGCUCCCCGCGGACUGGGUCCGUCUGAAUUCGUGGGCCUUGCUGCAGGCGCCGAGGCUUUUGCCGGGCCAGACCGAGACGCGCCAGGUGCUCUCAGGCUUUGAAGUGGUGCUCACAGCCGUCCUGGUGCUCAUGGCCAUUGGCGUGGACGCCGAUGCCGUCGAAACCAAAGCCAUCCGGGACGCCUUGAAGGCCGUCUUAGUAGGCAAGGACUUGAAACACAUUUCGUUGCGUGAGCGUCGCCGCCAGGUCGCUUUGAAACUCGGUUUGCAAGAACAUGCUUUGGACCAACGCAAGCACGAGUUCAAGAGCCUGACAACCGACGUCGUUUCGGAAACGCAGCCCGACCAGGACGCCGCGUCGCCUCUGGAGACCGUGUUGGCUGAGGCCGAGAAGCUGGACUCGUUGCAGUGGGUCUACUUGGUGACCAUAUCGCGCGUCCUGGACGCGACCCUUCCCGACGGCCGCCAGCACCGCGAUCUUGGCACGAUGAGCCGGGAGGACAUCGGAAAAGCAGUGGACGACGCAUUCAACAAUCCGAUUCCGACUGGGUCCGCGGGCGGCCGCCCUAGGAAGGAACCGGACGGCCAAGCGCUCGUGUCCAUGGCGGUGGUGUUCCAGGAGAAGCACAAAGACGGCGCGAUCCAUUUCCACGUUGCUGUGAAGCUGACUAGGUCGGGCCGUUUCCAGCAGGCCAAGCGCACUCUGCGUGAGCGCCAUUUGUUGCCGAGCCAUUUCUCUGGUUCCCACCAGCGAAUGUGGAGCGCCGUGAGGUACGGGUAUAUGGAGACCCCAGCCAAACCAGAUGUCGACGACGCCCCGUGGGUGUGGCAGCCAGACUGGGCCGGGUUCGCGCGCGAGAACGACGCCAUCGACCUCUUCGAGAUGUCGCAGGAGCCAUGCAUGGCAGGCGUGUGGGUGAAGCGCCGGGAGGCCACGGACAAGGCGGCCGGGGCGAUGGGCGCGAAGACGACGUUCGACCUCGUAGACUUGACCUCGACCAUCAUCGCCAAGCACUUGUGGACGAAGGGCAGCCUGAUGGCGUACGUCCAGGACCGCGGGACGAAGGCCAUGCAGCGGUUCGUCCGCAGCCGAGUGCGCAAGCUGACGGCUGACCUUGAGGAGACGAAGGAGUGGGCGUCUGCCCGCGAGAUCGCGGCCUUCGAGGCGGUGGACGAUUGGACGCUCGUGUGCCGCUGCGCUGAGGAGACAUGUCCCCAUGGCCCGGCGUGCUCGUACAGGUCAGCCGUGGAGACCAUCUUCUCCCGCAACGCCGCUUCUUUCGACGUUCGGGAGCUCGCGGCGUCUCUGCGGGACAUUCUGAUGGUCGGCCCGAAGAAGACGACGGGGGUGCCCUUCCUGGUGGGGCCGUCGAAUUCCGGGAAGAGCACGGUAGUUUACCCUUUCGACGACUUGUUCACUCCGAAACGGGUUCUGCACAAGCCUACCUUGGGCUCCUCCUUUGGACUCCGGAACCUGGCCAGCGGCACGAAGCGGUUCAUCUUCUGGGGCGACUUCCGGCCGGUUGAGUUCGCCCACGAGAACACCGUCCCCGUCUCUUUGUUCCUGUCUCUGUUCGUCGGCCAGCACACCGAGAUCCAGGUUUCCCAGUCCUUCAACGACGGGAACAAGGACGUCUGCUGGAACCACGGCGCCGUUUUCACGGGCAAGCUGGAGGGCCUCUGGGAGACGACGAAUAAGGUGGGUGCGGAGGACAUCCGGCACAUGCAGAACCGCGCGAGGCAGUUCCCAUUCACCUCCGUCUUGUCGGACGGCUCCUUGCAGGACGUACUCUCGUGUGCUCCGUGCACGACCGCGUGGAUCGUCCGGGAGGCGGCAAAGUUCGACGCCGUCGGCGUUUUCCGCCCGGCGCCCGCUGCGCCGGUCGGGGCAGACGCGGGCGUGCCGCCUGUGAGCGGCUUCGACGACCUCAUGUCCGACGCGCGCAUACCCCGCGCGCAGGCAGACGCCUUGCUGGCGGAUGUCCGCGCGAUGGGUGCGGUUGCCGUGGACGAGAUGGCGCCCCACCUCAGCAAGAGGGAGCUCGACCGCUGCUUCUCGCUCUACGCCGCUGGGAAGAUCCCGGUGGAGAUACGCGACCUCGUUAGUCGGACCCGUGAGUCCCUCGACGAAACUGGGCCGGAUUUGACGACCGUCCGCCGGGCCCUCCGGGGCGCCGCGCACAGGCGUGGCCCAGCGGAGACUCGCGGCCGCAAGCCCAAACUCACGGCCGUCAAGCUCCGCGCCUUGAACAACGCGCGGGUUCGUUUGAUUCGGGCGGCCAAGGGCGAGGCCGAGGUUCACCUCAAGGACGUGAUGAUGGCCGCGCGGGUCUCCGACGCCCACAAGGGCACGGCCUCCAGGCACUCCAAGCGCCUCGGGGUCACCUGGCGCGCUCCCCGCGCGGAGCCGCUCCGCGGCUCCGCGGAGGCGGAGGAGCGCGUGGCCGCGCGUUCGGGGUGGAAGCGGCUCCCGGGCAACUAUUUCACGCACCAGGUCGAUGCCAUCAUCGACAAUAAAGUGUUCCCCAGCCCCAUGACCAAGCGGGCGAAGACGCACGCAAAGAAGAGUCGCGUUCGCGGCCACCUUCGCACCAAGGCAGAGGGGGUCCUCAAGCCUUUCACGAAGCCGAAGGGGAACCGGAACAGGGUGAACCCAGGCGCCAAGGUUCACGUGGCCGCAGCCAUCGUGAACAACAAGGUCCGCGUCUGGCACUACCUGCCCACCCUGUGGUGCGCCGACGCAGCCUGCGAUUUCUACGCGGGCGUCCUCGCUCCCGCGCUUCGCCGUUGCCGGAAGGGGCGCCGCGCCUUCCGCAUCCUGGAGGAUAACGACCCCACGGGGUACAAGAGCAAGAAGGCCGUUGACUGCAAGAUGGGUCUCAAGAUCACCCCCAUCAAGUUCCCCAAGUAUUCCCCGGACUUGAACCCCCUCGACUACUUCCUCUGGGCGGAGGUCAACCGGCGAAUGGCAGAGCAGAGCGCGCCGGCCAACGAGUCUCAGACCGCUUGCGCCUCAGGCCCGCGCGGGACACAGCCUGCGUAUCAUUGCGGCUUCAUGUCGUUUGCACGUGUGUCCAGAACAUCGUGCAACGCGUUGCCCGCGCGUCUGAUGGCGCACGUCCAGGACCGCGGGACGAAGACCAUGCAGCGGUUCGUCCGCAGCCGAGUGCGCAAGCUGACGGCGGACCUUGAGGAGACGAAGGAGUGGGCGUCUGCCCGCGAGAACGCGGCCUUCGAGGCGGUGGACGAUUGGACGCUCGUGUGCCGCUGCGCUGAGGAGACAUGUCCCCAUGGCCCGGCGUGCUCGUACAGGUCAGCCGUGGAGACCAUCUUCUCCCGCAGCGCCGCUUCUUUCGACGUUCGGGAGCUCGCGGCGUCUCUGCGGGACAUUCUGAUGGUCGGCCCGAAGAAGACGACGAGGGUGCCCUUCCUGGUGGGGCCGUCGAAUUCCGGGAAGAGCACGGUGGUUUACCCUUUCGACGACUUGUUCACUCCGAAACGGGUUCUGCACAAGCCUGCCUUGGGCUCCUCCUUUGGACUCCGGAACCUGGCCAGCGGCACGAAGCGGUUCAUCUUCUGGGACGACUUCCGGCCGGUUGAGUUCGCCCACGAGAAGACCGUCCCCGUCUCUUUGUUCUUGUCUCUGUUCGUCGGCCAGCACACCGAGAUCCAGGUUUCCCAGUCCUUCAACGACGGGAACAAGGACGUCUGCUGGAACCACGGCGCCGUUUUCACGGGCAAGCUGGAGGGCCUCUGGGGGACGACGAAUAAGGUGGGUGCGGAGGACAUCCGGCACAUGCAGAACCGCGCGAGGCAGUUCCCAUUCACUUCCGUCUUGUCGGACGGCUCUUUGCAGGACGUACUCUCGUGUGCUCCGUGCAUGACCGCGUGGAUCGUCCGGGAGGCGGCAAAGUCCGACGCCGUCGGCGUUUUCCGCCCGGCGCCCGCUGCGCCGGUCGGGGCAGACGCGGGCGUGCCGCCUGUGAGCGGCUUCGACGACCUCAUGUCCGACGCGCGGCCGUGCCCCCGCGCUGCAGGCAGACGCCCUUGCUGCGGAUGUCCCGCGCUGAUGGGUGCGGUUGCCGUGGACGAGGUGCUCCCCGCGGACUGGGUCCGUCUGAAUUCGUGGGCCUUGCUGCAGGGCGCGUUGCCCGGCGCUUGCAACGUGGAGCUCGCGGCCGGUGCUGCGACCAACAGCGCUUGCCUUCGCAACUUGUUGGCGGUGCGUUAUGCCACUUCUACAAACACGGGACGCCAAGGCGCCGAGGCUUUGGCCGGGCCAGACCGAACCGCGCCAGGUCCUUUCGAGUUCUGUGGUGCUCUGAGGCUGUUGCGGCGCCGCUUGCGGCAGAAGACGGACACGGGGUACGUGGUGCCGUCUCCCCCAGUCCCGUCCGCAGGCGUGGACGCCGAGGCCGUCGAAACCAAAGCCAUCCGGGACGCCUUGAAGGCCGUCUUAGUAGGCAAGGACUUGAAACACAUUUCGUCGCGUGAGUGUCGCCGCCAGGUCGCUUUGAAACUCGGUUUGCAAGAGCAUGCUUUGGACCAACGCAAGCACGAGUUCAAGAGCCUGACAACCGAGGUCGUUUCGGAAACGCAGCCCGACCAGGACGCCGCGUCGCCUCUGGAGACCGUGUUGGCUGAGGCCGAGAAGCUGGACUCGUUGCAGUGGGUAUACUUGGUGACCAUAUCGCGCGUCCUGGACGCGACCCUUCCCGACGGCCGCCAGUACCGCGAUCUUGGCACGAUGAGCCGGGAGGACAUCGGAAAAGCAGCGGCCGACGCAUUCAACAAUCCGAUUCCGACUGGGUCCGCGGGCGGCCGCCCUAGGAAGGAACCGGACGGCCAAGCGCUCGUGUCCAUGGCGUUGGUGUUCCAGGAGAAGCACAAAGACGGCGCGAUCCAUUUCCACGUUGCUGUGAAGCUGACUAGGUCGGGCCGUUUCCAGCAGGCCAAGCGCACCCUGCGUGAGCGCCAUUUGUUGCCGAGCCAUUUCUCUGGUUCCCACCGGCGAAUGUGGAGCGCCGUGAGGUACGGGUAUAUGGAGACCCCAGCCAAACCAGAUGUCGACGACGCCCCGUGGGUGUGGCAGCCAGACUGGGCCGGGUUCGCGCGCGAGAACGACGCCAUCGACCUCUUCGAGAUGUCGCAGGAGCCAUACAUGGCAGGCGUGUGGGUGAAGCGCCGGGAGGCCACGGACAAGGCGGCCGGGGCGAUGGGCACGAAGACGACGUUCGACCUCGUAGACUUGACCUCGACCAUCAUCGCUAAGCACUUGUGGACGAAGGGCAGCCUGAUGGCGUACGUCCAGGACCGCGGGACGAAGGCCAUGCAGCGGUUCGUCCGCAGCCGAGUGCGCAAGCUGACGGCGGACCUUGAGGAGACGAAGGAGUGGGCGUCUGCCCGCGAGAACGCGGCCUUCGUGGCGGUGGACGAUUGCGCCGCUUCUUUCGACGUUCGGGAGCUCGCGGCGUCUCUGCGGGACAUUCUGAUGGUCGGCCCGAAGAAGACGACGAGGGUGCCCUUCCUGGUGGGGCCGUCGAAUUCCGGGAAGAGCACGGUAGUUUACCCUUUCGACGACUUGUUCACUCCGAAACGGGUUCUGCACAAGCCUGCCUUGGGCUCCUCCUUUGGACUCCGGAACCUGGCCAGCGGCACGAAGCGGUUCAUCUUCUGGGGCGACUUCCGGCCGGUUGAGUUCGCCUACGAGAAGACCGUCCCCGUCUCUUUGUUCCUGUCUCUGUUCGUCGGCCAGCACACCGAGAUCCAGGUUUCCCAGUCCUUCAACGACGGGAACAAGGGCGUCUGCUGGAACCACGGCGCCGUUUUCACGGGCAAGCUGGAGGGCCUCUGGGAGACGACGAAUAAGGUGGGUGCGGAGGACAUCCGGCACAUGCAGAACCGCGCGAGGCAGUUCCCAUUCACCUCCGUCUUGUCGGACGGCUCUUUGCAGGACGUACUCUCGUGUGCUCCGUGCAUGACCGCGUGGAGCGUCCGGGAGGCGGCAAAGUUCGACGCCGUCGGCGUUUUCCGCCCGGCGCCCGCUGCGCCGGUCGGGGCAGACGCGGGCGUGCCGCCUGUGAGCGGCUUCGACGACCUCAUGUCCGACGCGCGCAUACCCCGCGCGCAGGCAGACGCCUUGCUGGCGGAUGUCCGCGCGAUGGGUGCGGUUGCCGUGGACGAGGUGCUCCCCGCGGACUGGAUGGCGCCCCACCUCAGCAAGAGGGAGCUCGACCGCUGCUUCUCGCUCUACGCCGCUGGGAAGACCCCGGUGGAGAUACGCGACCUCGUUAGUCGGACCCGUGAGUCCCUCGACGAGACUGGGCCGGAUUUGACGACCGUCCGCCGGGCCCUCCGGGGCGCCACGCACAGGCGUGGCCCAGCGGAGACUCGCGGCCGCAAGCCCAAGCUCACGGCCGUCAAGCUCCGCGCCGUGAACAACGCGCGGGUUCGUUUGAUUCGGGCGGCCAAGGGCGAGGCCGAGGUUCACCUCAAGGACGUGAUGAAGGCCGCGCGGGUCUCCGACGUCCACAAGGGCACGGCCACCAGGCACUUCAAGCGCCUCGGGGUCACCUGGCGCGCUCCCCGCGCGGAGCCGCUCCGCGGCUCCGCGGAGGCGGAGGAGCGCGUGGCGGUCCUCAAGCCUUUCACGAAGCCGAAGGGGAACCGGAACAGGGUGAACCCAGGCGCCAAGGUUCACGUGGCCGCAGCCAUCGUGAACAACAAGGUCCGCGUCUGGCACUACCUGCCCACCCUGUGGUGCGCCGACGCAGCCUGCGAUUUCUACGCGGGCGUCCUCGCUCCCGCGCUUCGCCGUUGCCGGAAGGGGCGCCGCGCCUUCCGCAUCCUGGAGGAUAACGACCCCACGGGGUACAAGAGCAAGAAGGCGGUUGACUGCAAGCGGCGGGGUCUCAAGAUCACCCCCAUCAAGUUCCCCAAGUAUUCCCCGGACUUGAACCCCCUCGACUACUUCCUCUGGGCGGAGGUCAACCGGCGAAUGGCAGAGCAGAGCGCGCCGGCCAACGAGCGCGUCGCCACGGGCAUCCCGAAGAGCGUCAUCAGGGCAGCCGUGGCUAAGAUGAAGACGAAGGCGGCGGAGGUCGUCGUGGCCGAGGGAGGCAGGAUCCCGAGCGAUUGA
Prorocentrum cordatum is the source of this 9210-nucleotide messenger RNA. NCBI's taxonomy places the organism in Eukaryota, Dinophyceae, Prorocentrales, Prorocentraceae. The record is from the annotation of a GenBank genome assembly.